This is a messenger RNA of Falco peregrinus (peregrine falcon), 2778 nucleotides long. RefSeq names its product fatty acid binding protein 2 (gene FABP2). NCBI's taxonomy places the organism in Eukaryota, Metazoa, Chordata, Aves, Falconiformes, Falconidae. The coding region runs from base 1204 to 1602 and encodes 132 amino acids. The record is from RefSeq and is a predicted model, not a curated record. Gene Ontology annotation, molecular function: fatty acid binding. Gene Ontology annotation, cellular component: nucleus; cytosol. The transcript has 4 exons. Gene Ontology annotation, biological process: fatty acid transport.
UUGAGCUAUUUUUCCUCCCUGGUCUGUCAGACAGAUUACUAUUGAUUUCAAAAUGAAGCUGCCCGGAGUGAAAAGCCACACUGUUCUGGUAUCGGUAGCAAAGUUCUAAAUUUACAGUCACACUUCAGUAAAACCUCUUGUUCCAGGCUGCAAUCCAUAGAUGUACAAGAUUAUGAAAACAUGAGACGCUGCUAAAAUUUGCUAAGUAGAGAAUAACCCAUCACCUGUGCACUAAGCAAAAUCCAAGUCGGCGUUCAGGAUUUACAUUUACAUUUUGAACCUAACAGAUAGCAGAGCUGGUACCAUCCGUGUGAACAGAAUAAUUAUAUCACCCUAAACUUGGUAAAGACAAAAGCUGGGUCAAUAGAUUUGCUCAGGUUCAAGUAGCAGCAGUUAGAAGGGAACAGGAGUAAGGGAAGAAGCAGCUAAGUCAGGGAAGACUCAUGUCCUGUAUUAUCGUUGAACAGACAAAAUCUGGGACCUCUGGAAAUCAACCACAUCAGGUAAACUUCCUUAGCUGCACAUCUUUUUCUGGUGCAGGAACGGAUUAGGUGCACAUCACAGUCACUGAAUGUGUUAUAAUGAAGAAAAUUCAUAGGAAAUGCUCAGAAUUUAAACUAUAGAGUGAGCCCAUGACUAUCAUCCCAAUUUUCAUAGCUCAGCACUAGACCAGAAGCAAGUGGACAGUUUUCUGAAACAAUCUGCAGACAUUCAGUAAAUCCUCUGCCCCAUGCUUAUGUUGAGCAGAACAGAUCUCUACCAAAUUAUAACAAAGUAGAUAAUUGUGUUUGGUUUGUUGGGUAAAUAUAUUUCCUCCAGUUGCAUCAAGACUCUCCUACAAGCGUGAAGAUACAACAGAGAUGGAAAAUGUUGAGUAAUUUUCUUACUCUAAUUACUGCUUUCACUAGAUAGCUGAUUUUGAGUACAACUCAAAUACGCCAAAUACAAUGAAUGGUUUAGCAAUCCUUUAUGAAGAUGAGCAAUAAAGAUACUGUCAGGCAAUAAGGGAGAGAUUCAGCAAACCUUGUGGUCAUGAUUGGAAGUUUGAUUGAACUAGAGUAAACUUCUCCUUGAAAAGAUCAGUGCAUCAGUUGAGCUUUAGUCAGCCACAUCAUCCUGUAAAUUACUUUCAAGAUAAGCCAGUACAUAAAUUCUCUUUGCAAAGAUACCUUACUUCAGAACAGUCCUCCUACAGACAGAAACAUGGCAUUUAAUGGUAGCUGGAAAAUAGACAAGAAUGAAAACUAUGAAAAGUUCAUGGAGGCGAUGGGUGUUAACAUGAUGAAAAGAAAGUUAGGAGCCCAUGAUAACCUGAAGAUCACUAUUCAACAAGAUGGAAACAAAUUUUCUGUCAAAGAAUCAAGCAACUUCCGUACCAUAGUUAUUGAAUUCACUCUGGGAGUCAAUUUUGACUACAGUCUGGCUGACGGGACUGAGCUUAAUGGUGCUUGGAACAUGGAAGGAAAUAAACUCGUAGGAAAAUUUACUAGAAAAGACAAUGGAAAAAUACUCACAGCACACAGAGAAGUCGUAGGUGAUGAACUUGUUCAGACCUACACAUAUGAAGGAGUUGAAGCCAAGAGAAUCUUCAAAAGGGACUAAGCACUUCAGUCAGAACAGCACCAAAAUCCAGUGGAAAAAAGACCGGUUUUCUACAUGCGCUCUGCAUUUGUUUUGUUUUUUUCUUUUUAUCCACUCACGGCACUUCUUAAACUGCAAUUUACUUAGCCCUGUUGAAAACACAGGCUGGUUCCUUAUGUUUACUGUUUUGCCUUGAAUAAACAAAAUCCAAAUACAAUUUGAUACAAAUGCUAAAAUGUUAUUUGUACCAAGUCCUACCCAAGUGCCAUACAGUAAAAGGCUGCAGAAACUAUUUUCUAUAAGCAGAACUGAAAUAUUCUUUGCACUGCUUCUCAAAUGGCAACUUGGUUUCCUUACCAUAAUAUUUAUAUUGAUGAAUGGUUUCUCUGUAUUGAAUAUUGUGUUUAUUAAGGAUGGCAAGACCUAAAAGAAACCUGGCAACACCCAAGUCUCUGAGACUAUUCUAUGUAAAUAUAAAUAUGGAAUAAAUGCAAAAUAUGCUGUGAUAAUACAGCUCACUUGGAUGACUUAAAUGAUAUCACAUCGAUACCUUGCUCAUAUCAAUAGGAACAAUAUAAAGCAUGUACUGAUGAUAUACAGAUAUUUCACAUAAAGUAAUUACAUUGUCUUUGUUUCUGAAAGCAUGAUCAUGCUUUGAAAGAUGCAGAUUUUGAGGUGUUCCAAUUUAUUAGGGGUUCAAAUUAUUCUGUGUCAGGAAAAGCAUUAGCAGGCUCUGAGUGAGUUUCUUUCAGAACAUGAAGGAAAACAUUGAAGGCAUCUUAAGAGGAUAAAGAAUGAUUUCAGACUAUGUUGACUUCAAACACUGGUGUUUCUGAUGGGUGACAACAUGCACCACCUUCUGCUCAUGUUGUCCAGUCUGUAAGUGCUCUUUUCAACCCAGCCUCAACUCCCUUGAGUUACGCCAUUUCCUAAGGGUUCCGGUAAAAGUGCCUCUCGAGGGUCAGCACUAGUUAAGAUCUGCUGUGUCUCUCUAACUAUGCCUGCCUCUUGGUGGUCACCUACUCCUGUCCCCACGUCUAUGGGGCAGCCUGCUUCCCAGCCAUGGACACUUUCUGACCCAUCAGCAGAACAAACCUGGCUGCUGCCAGCACUCUUGUCCUUCAGCAAAUACGCCCCAAGCUCUUUUUUUUUUGGCUUCUGAGCUUUCUGUGCCCAUGCUUUUGCUGCCGUAGUUAG